AUGAAAUUGGAAUUGAAUUGUUGAAGCUUUGGCGGGUUAGCGCUUAGCAGUAGCAGAGGGUGGCAGAGGAAGAUGGAGUUCAAGUGCUCCGACGUGAAUCUAUGGAGAGAGGCUCUCUCCGCCUACUCGGCUCGGAUCGAAUCCCUCAACAAGCCCGACCUCGUCUCCCUCGACUCCUUCUACCGCCACCAGCUCCCUCCUCUUCUCCGCGGCCGGAACCCUAACCCUCACAUCACCAAGUCGGAGCUCUCUCAGCUCAUGAAAUGGAAGCUCACCCGCGGCAAAUGGAGCUUGUGUUUUUCUGCUGAGAUUGAGUUUAGGCCUCGAUUGAUGGACUUUGUGUCGUCAUUGGACGAGGGAACGGUCAAAUCUGCUUCUCAAAAGGCUUUUCAAGCACUUCCAGAUAUCUCGAAAGUUGUAUCUGAGCUUACGGUAUUGAAAGGUGUUGGCCCUGCUACAGCCUCAGCUAUUCUCGCUGCAUACGCGCCUGAGGUUGCACCGUUUAUGUCUGAUGAGGCUAUGGAAGCAGCUCUUGGUAGCUCGAAGGAUUACUCCUUGAAGCAGUACAUGUUAUUUGUGGAGAAGCUACAGGCCAAGGCAAAGGAAUUGAGUACCGAGGUUGAUGCCUUCACACCAUCUGAUGUAGAGAGAGCUCUGUGGAGUUCUGCUGCGGGAGCCAAGUUGAGUGAUCCUCCAUCACUGUCCAAGACUAGCGUGCAAAGUGGGUCCAAGAGGAAGAGAAAGCCUUGAUUUUGGUGAAAGCUGGCAACGAAUCUUGCAGCAAUUGAAGAGCAUUUUUGUCCACAUAGCAUCUGAUUCUGGACUUCUCUGUCUGCAUGCAAACUUGGUAGUUAAUUACUUCCAAGCUGUUGGUUGAUGGGUUUGCUGUGUACGAGGGGGCUGGAUUACUCAUCAUGAGUUUUGCAUUCCCAUCAAUUUAACACUGAUAUCUCUUGGAACUCGAGAUUGGAUGAGAGAUCCCGCAUUCUGCUUUUGAAAAGAUUAUAUGCCCUUUGGCUUCAAUAAUAGGAGCAGACGGUCAAAGCAUGACCUCUGCCCUGUUUUGGUCCCCAUAAUAUGCAAGGGAAGCUUGGAAUUUUGCGCUCAACCUCUUGAAGUCUGUCCCUUCCACUGGGAGCUUUUGUGAGGUUGUCUUUGGAAGUACAUGGUCCCCAGACUACCACUUGACGCCAUCAGGUAAAUGCCUCCAACACAACCAAAAUUCCUUGCAUUUUAUCCGCCGCCUGCAUUUCAAAUUCAACGGUUCACUGACCGUUUGCUGGGCCUUAUCACAUGCUCUAAUGUUCUGCCUCUGGCUCUUUGUCCGGCAUGCCAUAUAUGUCCAUUUGUCUUCCUGGGUGUUCCUAAAUUCCCUAUUGUGCAAAUUUCCUUUGCUUCAUUAUCGGCAAGAAUGCCAGCCUGCAUUUGCAGAAUGGCAUUAUAAAGGGGGCACUAUUUAGAUCACUGGGCAUUGUGCAUUGGCUAUACCCCCGACCUGACCAGUCACGAACAUGAGUAUAUGUCGUAUCUAUUUCCUGUCCAUGGCACGGUCCAACUUCCUUGUGAUAAACAUCAACUGUUUGAGCUUUAGGGAGCCUUUGCAUGGGGUUGGGCCUUCUUGUUUGUGGGCUUCCAUUCUUUGAUGUAAUUAUCUCGCUGUCUUAAAUUCCUACGUUGGUAGGAAAUGGAAAAUCGGCUAUAUGUCGGUGUAUGUAUAAUGGGUGGGGAUCAUAUAGUAUUGGACCGUUAUCCACUAGGCACAAUAUUAUUAGAUCUGCGACGUCAAUCACGGGCCUUUCACACGCCGGUCUCCAUCACGGUGCGUAGAUGUUUGGUCGAGCCAGAGGGAAGGGACGUGAAAGGUGCUGCCAGUUUUCUUCA
Molecule: messenger RNA, 1881 nt
Organism: Punica granatum (pomegranate)
Lineage: Eukaryota; Viridiplantae; Streptophyta; Magnoliopsida; Myrtales; Lythraceae
Source: RefSeq, a predicted model, not a curated record